CUCCACGUGCGCGGCCGGAGGCGGCCCCGGUGCCGGUCCCGCCUCGCCGCUCCCCGGGCUCCGUCCUCCCGGGGCCGCAGCGGGCGGCGGCUCCGCAGCUCCCGGGGCCGCGCUCCGCGAUGGCUUUCGCCAAUUUCCGCCGCAUCCUGCGCCUCUCCGCCUUCGAGAAGCGCCGCUCCAAGGAAUACGAGCACGUCCGCCGCGACCUGGACCCCGGCGAGGUGUGGGAGGUGGUGGGCGAGCUGGGAGAUGGAGCCUUCGGCAAAGUCUACAAGGCCAAGAACAAGGAAACAGGAGCUUUGGCAGCUGCCAAGGUCAUCGAGACCAAGAGCGAGGAUGAGCUGGAGGAUUACAUGGUGGAGAUUGAGAUCCUGGCCACCUGUGACCACCCCCACAUCGUCAAACUGCUGGGAGCCUUCUACUGGGAUGGCAAACUCUGGAUCAUGAUCGAGUUCUGCCCGGGCGGGGCCGUGGAUGCCACGAUGCUGGAGCUGGACCGGGGUCUGACUGAGCCCCAGAUCCAGGUGAUUUGCCGCCAGAUGUUGGAAGCUCUGCACUACCUGCACAGCAAAAGGAUCAUCCACAGGGACCUGAAGGCUGGCAACGUGCUCCUCACCCAGGAUGGGGACAUCAAGCUGGCUGACUUUGGAGUGUCUGCCAAGAACAUGAAAACCUUGCAGAAGCGAGAUUCCUUCAUUGGGACCCCUUACUGGAUGGCCCCGGAGGUGGUGAUGUGUGAGACCAUGAAGGACACUCCCUACGACUACAAGGCUGACAUCUGGUCCCUGGGGAUCACCCUGAUCGAGAUGGCCCAGAUUGAGCCACCCCACCACGAGCUCAACCCCAUGAGGGUCCUGCUGAAGAUCGCCAAGUCCGACCCGCCCACGCUCAGCUGCCCUUCCAAAUGGUCCCUGGAGUUCAGAGAUUUCCUGAAGAAGGCGCUGGACAAGAACCCAGAGACCCGGCCCAGUGCUGCCCAGCUGCUGGAGCACCCCUUUGUCAGCAAGGUGACCAGCAACAGGGCCCUGCGGGAGCUGGUGGCCGAGGCCAAGGCUGAGGUCAUGGAGGAGAUCGAGGACAGUCGGGAUGAAGCAGAGGAGGAUGACUCCUCGGAGUCUGCCUCGCCCCCUGGGAAGCACAAGCGGGACCCGUCCGAGGUGAGCCAGCUGAGCCUUGAUGGGGAGAAACCUCCGGACUCGCCCUUGCCCAAAGCUGUGAACGGCUCCACGGGGACUGGCAAGGACACCACAGAGCCACAAAGCCAGAGCCACAAAGCCUCGGACAAAGGGAUGAGCAGUGACAGUGACAAACUGGGGAGCAACCACUCCACAAAACCCAGCUCGGCCUCCUCGGCCGCCCAGGACAAGCCGGACAUCAUCCUGCAGCCAGGACAUUUGGGAAGCUCAGCGGAGGGGAACAAGGAGCCCAGGCCAGGCAGGGAGGAGAGGAAGAGCCUUGGGGAGAGGAAGAGCCUUGAGGAGAGGAAGAGCAUCAGGGAGGGGAAGAGCCUUGAGGAGAGGAAGAGCCUUGAGGAGAGGAAGAGCAUUGGGGAGGGGAAGAGCCUUGAACAGAGGAAGAGCAUCGGGGAGGGGAAGAGCCUUGAGGAGGGGAAGAGCAUGGGGGAGAGGAAGAGCAUCGUGGAGCGACCAGAGAGUGUUUUCCUGGAGAACUUCAGCGAGGAGAAGCUGGUCAAUGGAAGCCUGGAGCCCCUGGGGCCAUUCCCCCGCUCCAAAAGGGACUCGGAUUCCGGCAGCACUUCGGCCUCCGAGAGCAUGGACCUCACCAUCUCCUUGUCUGCUGACCUGUCCCUCAACAGGGAGAGCGGCUCCAUCUCCCUCAAGGACUCCCGGCUGCAGAAGAAGACCCUGAAACGCACCCGCAAGUUCGUGGUGGACGGCGUGGAGGUGAGCGUCACCACCUCCAAGAUCAUCAGCGAGGAUGAGAAGAAGGAUGAAGAAAUGAGGUUCCUCAGGCGCCAGGAGCUGCGGGAGCUGCGUCUCCUGCAGAAGGAGGAGCACAGGAACCAGGCCCAGCUGAACAGCAAACACCAGCUGCAGCAGGAGCAGAUGCUGCGGCGCUUCGAGCAGGAAAUGAUGGCCAAGAAGAAGUUCUACGACACGGAGCUGGAGAACCUGGAGCGGCAGCAGAAGCAGCAGAUCGAGAGGAUGGAGCAGGAGCACGCGCUGCGCCGGCGCGAGGAGGCCAAGCGCAUCCGCCUGGAGCAGGAGCGCGACCACGGCCGCUUCCUGGAGCAGCUCAAGCAGAUGAAGAAGGAGGUCAAGAACGAGGUUGAGAAGCUUCCACGGCAGCAGCGCAAAGGGAACCUGAAGGCGAAGAUGGACGACUUCACCCAGAAAAAACAAACCAUGGAACAGGAGUUUUUGGCCAAGCAGAAGGAGGACCUGGAGCAGGCCAUGAAGAACAUCAUUGCCCAGAACAAAAGAGAGAUCUGUGACAAGGAGCGUGAGUGCCUCAACAAGAAGCAGCAGCUGAUGAGAGACCGGGAAGCUUGCAUGUGGGAUCUGGAGGAGCGUCAGCAGCAGGAGAAGCACCAGCUGGUCAAGCAGCAGCUGAAGGACCAGUAUUUCCUCCAGAGGCACGAGCUGCUCCGGAAGCACGAGAAGGAAAGGGAGCAGAUGCAGCGCUACAACCAGCGCAUGCUGGAGCAGCUGAAGGUGAGGCAGCAGCAGGAGAAGGCCCGGCUGCCCAAAAUCCAGCGCAGCGAGGGCAAGACCCGCAUGGCCAUGUACAAGAAGAGCCUGCACAUCCACUCCAGCGGCAGCGCCUCCGAGCAGAGGGAGAAGAUCAAACAGUUUGCUCUGCAGGAGGAGAAGAGGCAGAAAGCAGAGCGGCUGCACCAGCAGCAGAAGCACGAGUCACAGAUGAAGGACAUGCAGGCCCAGUGUGAGAGCAACACCAACGAGCUCCAGCAUCUCCAGAAUGAGAAGUGUCACCUCCUGAUCGAGCACGAAACCCAGAAGCUGAAGUCCCUGGAUGAGAGCCACAACCAGCACAUGAAGGAGUGGCGGGACAAGCUGAGACCACGGAAGAAGGCCCUGGAGGAUGAGCUGAACCAGAAGAAGCGUGAGCAGGAGAUGUUCUUCAAGCUGAGCGAGGAGGCCGACGGACAGGUGCCAGUGUCCCCCAGCAAACACGCCAAGUUCGUCCCCUUCAGCUCCUCAGAGAGCUUGUAACACCUGGCAGGCCACCAGCUGGUACUGGCCGUGUCCUCCUGGGCUGCAGGGGGCAACUUGGACUGGGAAGAGCCAAGGGGAAGCAGCCCCUUCUCACCACAGCAGCCUCCUGUCCCCGCGCUCUGCCUGGGAUCAACGUGGCCUCUGCGCUGAGGGAUGCUGGCUGCAACUUGGGGUGGCUUUCCCAGGAGCUCCGGGCUGGGAAUUGGGGCAGGACCCUCUCUGGAUUGUACUUGCACUGAUGGCUGGAUGCUUCCUGGGUGAGCCUGGUGCUCACUGGGUUUGUCAGCUCAGACUGGAGCAGUGACCACUCUGACCAGGAGAAACAGCCCCUCAGGGCAGGGCUGUCACCUCCCUCUCCACCGUGGCUGCUCCUGUCCCAGUCCUUUGUAAGGCCUGGCCUGGGGCACAGCAGCUCUGGCAUUGUCUUAAACUCACCUUGGCCUUAGACUUACUCCUCUCCACCGUGGCCCUUUUAUUGCCACAGAGAGACAGAGAUUUGGGGUUUUUUUUGCCUAGGGAGGGCUGGGUUUUUUCUUUCCUCCUGCUCCCCACGCAGACUGCACAGAAAGGCACUGGAUGGCCUCCCAAAGAUGCUUCUGCUCUUCCUUUGCUGUCACAGUGGCACCACAGCCCCUCUGGCACUAGCUCUGUUUCCAGAGGCUGGCUGUGGGCUGCAGGCUUUGCUUUGAGGCAGUGCAGGUGCAGAGGGGACGUUGGGGACAGCGCUCGGCCCUGCGGGGACACGGUGGAGUGGCUGUCACUGCCACGUGCCUUUGGGAGGAGGGGGGUGAAGGGUGUUACAGCCACACUCUCAUGAUCACACGGGCGCUCGAGGCUGGUUUUUAAGUGGUUUCUGUGUGGGGCCAUGUGGGUCAGGCAGCCUGGCCAGGGGGUUUUGGCUGCAGAGCAUCCUUUGGGAGGAGCGAAGGAGCAGUGGAACACGGGAAGAGGAGAUCCAAAGUUGCUCCCAGCAUCUCCUUGUCCACUGAUGUCUCAUCUCCCUGUGAUGUGCACAGCUUUUUGGAUGGUUCUCCUGGCUGGGUGUCGUGGCAGAGUGGCAGAGCAGGUCCUCUGUCCUUUCUGUCCCCUCCUCCUGCACAAGGCAGGGCUGUGCUGAGCUGCUGGGUGGGACUGGGAGCACAGAGCUGGGGAGGGGUCAGGGACCUCACUGGCAGCACCUUCUUCUUUACACGACCCAAAGGUGUAAGGCAGCACUUAAAGUUUUUUUUUCUGGACAACAUUGUUUGUUUUAGACCUGUUUCUUUAGCAAGAAAAAAAUAUUUCUGCUUUAAAAAAAAAAAAGGAAAUAGAAGAAAAAGUUGUUAUUUUCAAGUCCCCUCUGUUGAUUUACUGGCAUUUCAGGGAAAGGUGGUUGUGAUGUGCCUCACUUCUAGGUACUGGCUGAAGGAGGCAGCCCCCAGGUCUUUCUCUGGAUCUGGGGAGGGCAUUCCCUACCCUUUUAGAGCUCCUAAUCCAUAUUUAUAAGCUUCCUGCAAGCUAGCAAGGCUCUGUCACUUCGGGCCAUUCCAGGUUACCUCUGAUGUCACAGCAGUGAUGUCUCUGUUAAUGAACACAGGAAGGGUUCCUGCCCCACCUCCAGAAGUGUGGAUUGUGCCUUCCAGAUGUGAAAACACCGGGCUGGGAGCUGAUGGGAGGUUAACGAAUGCCAAGGAAUGUUCCUAAAUGGGACAAGGGGCUGAUUGGAGACUUCUGACCCCCUUAGGAAUGUGCUAUAGCAGCCGCAGUGGUUCUGGUUCUGGUUCUGGUCCUGCUGGAGCUGUUCUGUGCAAGGGCUGUGUGCCAGGAAUCAGAGCCUGUCCCUGAGGGGCCCUGAGGAUGCUGUGCUGCAGCAGCACCCUGUCAACCCUCAGCUGAGGGGCUCUGCUGCCUUCUCCAGCAGCUCAGGCAGCACCACCCCUCUCUGGACACCCUGCAGCCACCAGGAAAGGUUUUCUGGGGGCUCUCCAAGCUGAGGCACUGCCCCCGUGGUAAAUCAGGUAUCCCUUCCUGGGUGUCAGCUUGGAGAGAGCAUCACAGCCCUGGUAAAUCAGGUAUCCCUCCCUCCCAGGGUAAAUCAGGUAUCCCUCCCUCCCAGGGUAAGUCAGGUAUCCCUCCCUCCAGUCCAGCUGGGUUUCAGCUUGGAGAGAGCAUCACAGCCCUGCUGACAGAGGCAGGAAUGGCUCUGUCCCCCCGUUUUUGUUCUCUCCCUGGGUGUGCCAGGCUCCAGUACCGUGUCUCUCACCUAGAAGGGGUGCACAUCAUCUGACUGUUAUGUUUACAGCAUGGUUAUCAUUUUCUCUCCUUUCAAAAGAGGAUUUUUUGGUUGUUCUCUGUUCAGAAGGAACCACAAUUAAACUCAGCUUGCUUUUCAGGUGGGGAUGGGACACGAUUUUAAAAAUUGUGGCUUCGAAUAAAAAGGGUUUUUUAAAAAUAUAUUUUGUAAAAUAUCUUCAGUGGGGCCACCACCACGAUGUAAAGACCUCUCUAAUAAAGUAACAGACUGAAAAACCUG
Passer montanus (Eurasian tree sparrow) is the source of this 5709-nucleotide messenger RNA. RefSeq names its product serine/threonine kinase 10 (gene STK10). Gene Ontology annotation, molecular function: ATP binding; protein serine/threonine kinase activity. The transcript has 19 exons. Lineage: Eukaryota; Metazoa; Chordata; Aves; Passeriformes; Passeridae. Gene Ontology annotation, biological process: protein phosphorylation. The record is from RefSeq and is a predicted model, not a curated record. The coding region runs from base 120 to 3194 and encodes 1024 amino acids.